Molecule: messenger RNA, 2799 nt
Organism: Octopus bimaculoides (California two-spot octopus)
Lineage: Eukaryota; Metazoa; Mollusca; Cephalopoda; Octopoda; Octopodidae
Biological process (GO): transcription initiation at RNA polymerase II promoter; transcription by RNA polymerase II
Cellular component (GO): transcription factor TFIIA complex
Source: RefSeq, a predicted model, not a curated record
CGACGGCCAAUUCAGGACCUCACUUACUUGCCUACUUUGCAGUUACGUAGAUUGGGUCGAGUAUUUUUAAGCCAAAAUAUAUUUCAGAAUCUGUUUAUGAAUGUAGACUGACAAGCUCUUCGGAAAUGGUUCACAAACGACGUAAAAAUGAAGAUAACGAAAGUAUGUUUGAUUAAUGGAAUAUAUUCGCUACAGUCGACAUAACAACUUUCUUAAAAAAACAUUUCCCCUUUACGUGACGUUUUCCUACAGCUAUUUCACAUAUAAUUUGGUGUUUCGUAACCACAACUAUUCAAACGGGGGCACAGAUGAAAGAAUUUCUUCGAAGCCUCGCAGUAUGAGCGACCCUGUUGAUAAAUUCUAUAAAAGUAUCGUAGAAGAUGUUGUUCAGUCCAGCCGUGAACUGUUUAUAGAUGAAGGUAUCGACGAAACUGUUCUUACGGAGAUGAAAGCAGCGUGGUUAAAGAAAAUCCAAGAUUCUAAAGUGUUUGAAUUUUCUAAAGUGAACAGAACAAAUGCUGAUGUUAAUGGUUAUGGAAUUAUUUCUCCUGUGUGUAGCAACAACAAUUCUGAACUAUUUGUUCCUUCUAUUCAUUUGGCGAGACCUCGCAUACGCGGACCACGAAGUUCUUGUACAACUGCUACUAUAGCCCUGCCGUAUGGACUUUACAACCAGCAAAUUAGGGAUUUAAAUAAUGCCGGAAUCUCUCUUCAACAUAAUGGUAAUGGACAUUUUUUAGCCAUUCUCCCACCAGAACAACAUCUACUGCAGCCACUUUCUACUGCUUGGACUUCUGAGAAUUCAGGGUUAGGGUCCCAUUCUGUUAAAGAUAACAACAAACCGACUUCACGGUGUUUUCCUUUAAAUUUAAAUUUGCCUUCCAUUCACCAAAAUGGAAGCUCGCCUUCCAAAUUGCAUGGUCCGGCUACCAAAACCCAUUUACCAUUAAGGGUUGCUGUAAUUAGUGAAAGUACUACACCGACUACAGUUAGUUCUUCUCUGUCCAGUGCUACCGGUCAAGUUAGUUCUACUAGGGUUGUACAUACAAACGUUAAUUCUGUCAAGGACCUGAAUAAUUGUGACAACACCAAUGCAAAUGACCCUGUUGGUCAGUUGUCAACGAAUGAAAGUGAGCUACUUGGAGAUGCUGGACCAAACAACAGGACCCGCUGUAGCAUUUCUGAGAAAAACGAUAGUAACUCGGUUCAACAGGUACAGAAAAGUUUAAUAACCACACAUACAGAAACCAAUAAAGCGAACAGCGAAUUUUUAACUCCUCAAGUCUCCUCUUCUACUCAGUCUUGUCACGGAGGAAAUAUGGAGCAGAAUUACUUUUGCAGUUCGAACCAGCCCAAUCGUCUUCCCGUCUCUUCACUUUCCCACCAAGAUAACUUUACAGGUUACUCUACAGUUAAACCAUUGCCUCCUUUUUACCACGAGAGUAGAACGUCGGUGGACAACACUCCGUCCACUCUAGAGGACUUUCUUGAGGAUAUCUCCGGCCCACUUUCGCAAAAUUAUCAAAGUUACGUUCCAGACGAAAAACACCCUAAAUUUCCUCCAGCUGAUACCACCACCUCCAAUAAUAAUAAUAAACCUACCUUGUUAAAUGACUCACUGGGCCAGACCCCCAUCAUGUCUGUGGCAUCAUCUUCAGAUAAUUCUUGUAAAGGAAGUGGCCUCAGAAAAAUAUGUCAGUUAAGUGAGGAAGAUAUGAAAACUAUAGAGGAAAUUUUACAAAUGGACGGAACUAAUGACACAGAAAUAGAGGACCUAGCUGGACAUAAUUUGGGCAAUGGCACAAACAUGUCUCCAGUCAGGGUCAAAAGCAAAAGUUUGAAUAUGUCUUGUCAAUUUGAUGGUGAGAACACGGGUUCAAUUUCUUCCUCUGACAACAACACAAGCAAAGAUGAAGAAAGCAGCAGCGAAUCUGAAAGUAGCAGCAUAAGCGAUGAAAUUGACGAAGAAAUUGUAGACAUUGGUAUUGAAUCUGACCCGUUAAAUACUGCCGACGAUGACAGCGAUGCCGACAUUUGCGCCAUGUUCGAAUCAGAAAACGUUAUCGUCUGUCAGUUUGUGAAGAUUUCUCGCAUCAAAAACAAAUGGAAGUUUCAGUUAAAAGACGGCAUUUUGAACCUGUUUGGUCGAGAUCUGUUGUUCUCUAAGGCAGUCGGAGAUGCUGAAUGGUAACAACACCGAGCAAAUUUAAUUCAAGUCUUUGCAGUCAAUGUUUUUGUUAUAAAUCUUAAAUUAUUGAUGAACCCUUUAAUCACUGUUGCUUAGCCCCAGGUCAGCCUUGACCCGGUUAAUCUAUGAUAAUACAUUCCAGUCAGGAACAUCCCAGUUUUUAUUCAGACAUAUCUCGUGCUAUUCCGUGUUCCGAUUUUUUUUUUGAUUUUUUUUGUAAGGCAAUAAAGGUGAAAUAUGAGGGGGACAUGACUAUUGUUUCUAGAAGAUAAUACCAUGUCGAGGACCCAUAGUGGUUAGUAUUUAAUCUUUGUUGUAUUUCUUUGUGAUAGCUAAACAAACAGCAAAUGGUGUCCGUGAAUUGGGGUUUCUAUUUCUGUUCGGAAUCUCUUUAAGUUGCAAUUGUAAAUGAUGUUGAAAUAAGCACGAACACAGCAUCCAUAUUUAUGAUUGUUUCCUCUGUUGUGUUAUGAUCGGAUGGGUGAGGGUAGCUACAUCUGGCCAGUACCUUCAUCUUAUGUUACAGCAAGUGACUUGACUCUAUUUGAAAGCUGACGAAAUGUCACAAAUAUAGAUGGAAAACCGGUUGGAACGUCAGGUGAAAAAAAGAU